Messenger RNA from Spirometra erinaceieuropaei, 9746 nucleotides. The record is from the annotation of a GenBank genome assembly. Lineage: Eukaryota; Metazoa; Platyhelminthes; Cestoda; Diphyllobothriidea; Diphyllobothriidae.
AUGAAGGUUUCAUUUCGGAAUAUACAGUGGGUAUCUCGAGAGAGGCGUGAUGAUGAUGACGACGACGACGACGAUGAUGUUGUUGUUGUUGAUGAUGAUGAUGAUGGUGAUGAUGAUGAUGAUGAUGAUGAUGAUGAUGAUGAUGAUGAUGAUGAAGAUGAUGAUGAUGAAAAACUAGAUGGUCAUUCACGGAAAUUUGGAACCGAAGCACUUAUUGUUCAUAUCCCUUACUAUGUUUUCACCAGGAGAAAACUUCCCCGGACACUUGUGUGACGUCUCAACAAAACCACCCACAACGACCUCCAGGUAAUCUACUGUGACGCCAGGGCUACCUUAGUGCUUUGCGGGUCUUCAACUCCCCGUGUUACUAUAAAUAGACAUUUAAGCGUCUAAUGGCCAUAACCACCUUUGAGGAGUUUUACAGCCAAAGACAAAGAUACUAGAAGGAUCCCAUACGUCAUAUAACCAAAGGCUGAAUACAAGAUACCCCAAUAAGGAAAAACAUUCAAAAUGAAAAAUAAAUACACUGUGAAACUAAAAAAGAAGGAGAUAUCAGUGUAAUCGCAGAGUUCGGUUGGUAGGUCGGCCGACACACUUGUGAUCCUCUGUUGACACAGAUAAUUCCACGAAAACCCAGAUAUACAACAUCGAAAAUACAGCAAAUGGGCUCAUUCAUGAAAUGUCCAUCGUACUUUUCAAAUGUGUCUUCGUUUCGCACAGAUUAACGAAAUAGUGUUGUAACACUAAUCAGUUUAUAGCAUGAUUUCAUACUAAUUCAAUUACCUUAAGAUGCCGGCCUUCCAACGAACUUCUUUCCUGCUGUAAAAAAUGACCACUUAAGUAGCGUGCUAUUUUCUCAUUGAUUUUCGAUGCCCUUCAAAUAUGCAAUUUUAUUUAAUGGAAAGCAUGCAUAAAAAUAUUCGUCCUGUUGCCCAUUCGGUAGAAAAUUACGUCUUCUUCCAAUUCAAUCCUCGAAAGAAGGGUAUUGUUUGGUUUUAAAAAAGUUUAUAGUUCCGAGAUUUUUUAAUAUCGUGAAAUGAGUGUUCAUAAAACAUCGUUUCUCUGCAAUUACUACUGUUGCUUACAACAACAUGGCUCAAAUCAACCGCUGAAUUUCAUGAACCCCAUGAUGUCCCCUGUUUAUACCGUAAAGAAAUGUACGGUUUUCCAUACGCGAAAAAUAUACGGCUUGUAUUUUGGGAACCCUGAAUACAAGUGCAACAGCACGUCGGAGUUCAAACUUAUUCGGGAAUUGGAAAAGUUUUUAAAAACCUAAUUAUACCCUGCCUUCGAUUAUAAAAUUGGAAGGAGACGUAACUUUCUACCGAACGGGCAAAAGAAUGAGUAUUUUUAUGCAUGUUUUUUCAUGAAAUAUAAUUGCAUUUUCAAGCGAUUCGAAAGUCAAUGAGAAAAAAGCAUGCUACAUAAGUGGUCAUUUUUUGCAGAGUAUAGAUUUGCAUGCAGCCGGAAAGAAUUUCGUUUGAAAACCGGCGUCCUGCGGUAACUGGAUUAUUGUAGAGUUUUGUUGUACAGUGACUAGGUUUACAGCCCUACUUAUUAAUCUUUUUGAAACGAAAACGCGUUUCGAAAUAUCGGUUGACAGUUCAUAAGUUAGCCCACCUACUGUAAUCUGACCUUGAUUGCAAGGAUGAAUUACCUCUCAGCCGUACUUGCGUCUGUCCAGGGUUCAGUCUUUAGCCCUAGCAGUCCUUUCUGGGAAGAACAAAUGAGGACGGUUGGCUUACCACCCAUGCACAAAAUCUCUUCAAACAGGAAAAAGAAACUGAUACUUAAAACUUCCUUUCCCUCUGGAUCAAGUUAGGAAGAAAACCUACUGGAAUACUUAAUUCCACGCCAUUUGAGCGAAAAACGGGUAAAAACGGCUCUUGCGAGAUGUGGCCUGGACUUCGCUCAUGGCAAAAAAUGCUCAAUCCGUCGCUUCCAUCAUGGCUUCUGAACAAAACCUGGAUCACGAUCUCCUAGCGCCGACAAUCGGUACAAACACUUGGCGAAUAUAAAAACCCGAAACGUUUCCCCAGCUCGAGAAUUCACCACAAGGUCCUGGCCUGUAGCUGGCGAUUACUCACCUCAAAUCAACGAAUCUAGGCGAAAUGACGGCUACAGAAAAUAAUCAUACGAAUUAGUAGUAGAAUGUCUCAUCCAGCAUAUCCACUUAACCCCAUAAAAGCUGGUCAUCACUCGGCUUUGCCAACUCCACAUCCGCCUGUAGGCAUCAGUCUUCUUUAUCGCAAGAUAGCCAGAAGCACAUUCUGAGAUGCUCUUAGGUCCAGAUGUCCGGAAAUCCUGCCGUGAGAGUCAGUCAGAGGACUCUUAUUUCGGUUAGUAGGAGUAAUGCAACGUGUUCAAAACGGAAAUGUUUUUGUACUGACCUCCUGCCACGCGCAUUUGUAACGCCCUGCCUAGCAACUCCUACUGAAAGACCUGACUUUUUACAAAUACUGCCGCGCAUGUCAUUUAACCUAGCCACCGGACAAGGCUAAUCAGUAGAAGGUCAAAUAACCACUCCUUUCUGGUUCAUGGUUGUCAAGGCAUUCCGGCCGGUCCUGCCUGUAACAUAAGGCGAAACUGACAACGCGUCGGGGUGGCGGGGAGGGGGGGGAGGAGGGGGGGGAGGGACUGAGAGAUGUUGCUACUGCUGCCUUUUCUUGUAGUUAGAUGAUUCAGGUGAAAAACAUUGACGCAGGGACUGGUAGGCAGUUUAGCAUUGCAGUCUCCGCAUGCAAAAACAACGUGCCCCGAUGUCCACUCACUGUUAUCGUUAAUUAGCUAUCGUCCAAACGAAGGUCUCCUUAAUUUAAUUAGGCUCAGACGGCCUCAGUUGUCGGCACAACUUUGCGCACCCGGACGCCUACAGCAAAAUUUGCGCCUUGACGAUGUUUAUCAACUGGUCUCAAAAUAAAAUGUUUACACCUGAAGCAGGAGAAGCUGAGAAUUUAUUGAACCCUGCGCCUCGGAUGAGAACUCAGUCAAACGAUUUAUUGACCUGGCACCGGCACAGAGAGCUCUGCGCAGGUACCACCAGACCUGCGGCAUCGAUCGUUCAUUGCCUUAUACAGUGAGUGACCGAUCUCAUUAAAUGUUGGCUGAAAUACUGAAAUGCGUCUUUGAUUAGGAAGGGUUACCUAGGCGCGGUUGUAUUAUUGAUUAUCUUGCGCCAUAAUCUUAUAAUAUUUGGGACUCGGCAGGAUGUCAGCUUUAAAAUACGCUUCUUUUUAAUCUCCUUUAGAAACCGCACUCAGUAAAAAAUGACUACUUUAUUGGCAUGCAUUUCUACAAUUGAUUUUCGAUGACCUUACAAAUUUAAAUAUAUGUUAUAGAAACCAUAAACAAAAAUAUGCUUUCUCUUAGUCGUUUGAUAGAGGAUUAUGUCUUCUUCAUAUUUCAUACUCAAAGAAGGAGGACAAUUAGGCUUUGAAAUAGUUUUCUAAUUGCCAAGUCAUUUCGAACCUGAUCAUUUGUUGAUCUAGCGCCUAGCGAUUUAAGUCUACAAGGUGCAUGCGUUCCGCGUAAAGAAAAUCACACAUUUUACUACGUCUUUAUAAAGAUAUCAUACAGAGUCCAUUACAUUUUGCAAUGGAUGCGGACUAUGUUGUACAUUUCAUGGGGCUAUGUGGUAAACGGCCAGGUACGAUGCUGUGUGAAUGGGCAUUGAGCGGUCUUAAAAAUCUCAUAAGUAGAAACCUUUUUAAAACCUUAUUAUACUCCUCCUUCGAGUAUGAAAUAUAAAGAAGACGUAAUUCUCUAUCAAGCGACUAAUAGAAAGCAUAUUUUUGUUUAUGGUUUCUAUAACAUAUAUUUGAAUUUGCAAGGCCAUCGAAAAUCAAUGGCAAAAAUGCAUACCACUUAAUUAGUCAUUUUUUACCGAGUGCGGUUUCUAAAGGAGAUUAAAAAGAAGCGUAUUUUAAUGCUGACAUCCUGCCGAGUCCGAAAUAUUAUAAGAUUAUGGCGUAAGAUAAUCAAUAUUACAACCGCGCCUAGGUAACCCUUCCUAAUCAAAGACGCAUUUCAGAAUUUCAGCCAACAUUUCAUGAGAUCGGUCACUCAUUGUAUGUUUUAUAAUCGGCACUUGUUCCGUUGUUGAUGUUGUUAUUGUUGAAGAUGCACGCCUACAAAAGUUCUAAAGCUCGUUAAUUGAAAAAAAAAGAGUUCAGGUGCUCGAUCCGUCUCUUCCUUUUUAGUCAUAAAAAUUAGUAUUAUGACAAGUAGCCCUUUAGAAGAAGUGAAGGGUACUCUAGUUGAAAUUUGCGUCGACAGGCCAGUGCAAGUAGAAAGUGCAUUUUUUCUAAAAGCCUUUACUUCAGUUAGCACAAAUAAAAUUUCCUCAAGUGGCAUAUGGUCAAAUGAUGGGAGAAAAUUCCAGGUUCCGAAUUCGGAGUAACGGAGGAGCUAACCCAACACAUCAGUCGGAAAAGUGGACAGCAACCCCAGUAGAACUGGUUAUUUGUCCAGUUCACAUCGAAAACAGUCGCCAAAUCCCGUGCAGUGGGCUUUGUGACCCUGGGCAGCGUCCAUAAAUAUGCACUUCAGGAGAAAAUAUCGUGAGAUGGCCUGGAAUGUAGUCCCAACUAAAAAUGAUACAUGGUGGCACCCCGACUGUCUGCAAUGACCUUUUGUGGUCAUUCACGGGGAAGUUACUCCACAAAAAAGGCCAUUAAAAUAAUAUAUAUUUGGAUUACUGACUCCUACGCAGCUACCAUUUUUAGCAGGUAGCCGCGGAAAGUGUAUCUGGCAAUGAAUGUUCUCCCCAAAAUGCAAUAAGAGAGAGUCUGGUUUGAAAGAUGUUGCUCUGUUCGUAUCCCUCCUGCAACACGACCUGCAUUUUCACAUGUUUCUCGGGUUUCGGAAACCUGAUACGCGUGGUUUAUGAAGAUAAUAUUUUACUUCUCUCCAUGUUACUAAAAAAGACAUCCAAGAAGACGGAAUAUUGCAACAUGUCCACGAAAAUUGCCUACACACCAGAAUUAGCCUGACGAAACUUUUGGACCUUUUCAGUCAAGGGUCUUGAUAAGACUACACAGCGCAUUUUCAAAUACAGACAUAACGGUUCGAUCGUCGAUUCCAACAAAGUCCACCGUGUGCUCCACAGCACGAUGGACGCAGGAACAAUGAGUCGUGUGUGAAGUAGUCCACAGUGAGAUUGGGAUUGUGCAGCAUUUACUGCUCUCUCUCUCUCUCUCUCUCUCCCUCCCCUACCUCCCGGACCCGGUAUCAUGAGAGAGUCGAGAAAGCAUUCUAUUCAGUCACAUCGCGCGAUUUUCACAGGAUUACAUUGGCUACGAAAGAAAACGCGAAAUAUUAAGUAGUUACGACCUCCUCUCGGGGUUAUUAAAUUUGUAUAUAUUCCCAAAGAGCAGUACAAAGUACAGAAGUAUAAGUUGCAGUCGUUGGAACAAGACGUUUCUGAUUCCCAUUCUUCCGAACUGUUUUGUUUUUAACGGAAAUAAAAGGAAGCCACUAUUUACCCUCUGUAAGCUAGUAUACAAGCAAGUGGGCACAAUAUAAAGUCGCCUUUCCAUCAACAGAGUAUCCAAACAAUCCACAGGGCUCAUUUUAGUUAUCGCGAAAGGUAUCCAGUUUAGGAGUUUACGGACCGUGUAUUUUUUAUGCCCCACCGCUCAAGAACUUGUAAAUUAUGCUGCAAACAGUUUUCAGAAAACACUAAAAAUAAUCUGAUUGUCAUGGAAAAUAUUAACGAAGAAAUUGUUCCGGUUGCAUGGUGUUUGAAAGCAUGUGCUAUUUAUGCAUUUGAAAAGUUCAGUGUUUGUAAAAAAACCAGCAUUUACUCGUUGCAAGAUAGCAUACAAACGAGUUGGCAUUAAAUAAAAUAGGUCUUUGUUAGGAGUGCCUACAUUCCCACAAACAGGAGCCAGCCAAUCACUGGGGGCCACGUGCGUUUUCUCUACAGCGCUGUCAUCUUAAUCGUGGCGCCUCUCCAUUGGCUGAUCUCCUCAAGCCUGAUCGAUCUGCGUAUCCGAAUUAUCGACCGGCUCGUCUAGAAUGUUCUUCCCGAAGAGCUUUGGACCGAACGCCGGCGAACCACAGUCGGGCGUUAUAAAUAUGCGUUACUUCCACUUAAUCUUGAUUUGCAAUUUCCUAAUACACAUUUCCGUGGCCGAUCGCGUUCUUCCUCUCUGUGGCGUUGGUAUUGAGGACAAGAGUCGGGUACGCAUAUGCUUCCACGUGCUCUCAAAUACUAGGCCGGGACAUAACACUCUUUUACUGACAAAAGUACUUAAACCACCCGCAAGGCUCAUUUUAGUCGAAAGCACACUCGUGGAUUUCAAUCCCUGUUGUAUGAGGCACGGCGACCAUUGCACUUUCAAACUUAGCCGUUAUUUUGUGUCGGCAAAUUUGGAGUGCCUGGCAAAUGAGGUGUGAACGUGGCUUCCGGCAUUCCUUUUAUGUUUUUCCGGCAUGAAAUUAGUUGAUGUUGUAUCGGCAAGGUGCAAACAUACUGAGAAGCAUUGCAAGUCGGUUCUCCGUCAUCCUAACUGACUGCUUUUUGAAGUUGAAAAAGCGCUGGAAUCAUCAAGGCAUUCGUUAUAAGCGUGCGACACUUUUUUCCUACCUGUAGUCGCAUCGCUGCAGCGUGACCUUGAAAACCCCGACUGCAACCGGCAGAGUCGGGGUCCGGGUUUAACUCAGGUGCCCAGGUUAGAAAAGAGCUAUCUGAUGAUGAAAAACGGUCCAGAAACGGCCAUUUCAGUCUUCCGCGCCUUUGUGGAUAUUCUUCCACAUAAACACCUUCUGCGAAUUUCAAUAACCUAAAGUUGGACACUGAAACAAACAGAAAGUACCGAAAUCGACGGAAAAAAUAAGUGAAUCACUGUUUCCUGGAAUAAAUUUGAACAAGGCAAAGACGACGGAACAUGCGGAAUUUAAAGGUGCCAUAAAUUUCAUGAUUAAACAGUUUGCUUUGCCUUGAAAAUACUCAGUGACUAUGUGCAGUUGAGUAAAAGGUCACGAAAUUUAUGAAGUUAUUAAAUUCUGCAUGUUUCGUCACCUUUACCUUCCUCGAAAAAAUAAAUGACAACAUUUACGAUCAGUUGACAGGUUUUGCAGGAUUCGUAAAUAUCUAACACAGGCUCUUCUUCUUUCAGUUAUUAUGGCUAACCGGUUUUUAAUUAAGAAGUUUACUGGCCAUGUAUUUUGUAUGCCACACGGUUCAAGAACUUGCAAUUUGUGUUGUAAAUAGUCCUCGGUACACAUCAAAAAUAAUCUCUUUGCCGUGAAAAAGAUUAACAAAAAAAUAUUUUGGCUGUUUUGAUAUUUAUAAGUAUGUUCUAUUCCAGCAUUUGAAAGUUGCCGGGAUCGAGGCAUCCUAAAAGAGUAGGGUCAACUGUCGAACUCUGUAUACAGGCUUAAGAAGAUGCAUCCAAAUUUCAAUAUCUCUAAGUCAAUACAUCCUCUACUCGAAACCAGCAGUUUUCCACAUAGCAUGUGUUCAUUAAAAAAUUAAUAUCGUCUAGCUAGAACCGGUUUUUUUCGGGAAGAACCGAAAAAUGUUUGGAAAAAGGUCGCUCACGUGGUUUUUAUUAAUGACGUGGACGUGACGGUUAGAAGGAUUAUCAAUGGAGAGCAAACAUUGUAUGGCGAAUGAAAUAACUUAUCUUCGUCCCUGUUAAGUAUAACUUCAAGUAAUCUUUGUGUGAAAGUACACGCCGUGGACUUCACUUAAUCGGCCUUCGUUGAAGCAAGAUGAUUUGGUCCUGUUAGGCUGCUUGCCCAAUUAUUCAACGUAUUUAAAACGGUCAGGACAUUAAUCAGUCCUUUUUCGGCAGUACCAAAUGUUUGAUUAUUGAAUUUCCCUUACUAUAAGUAGCUUUUUAACUGACCAAGGUACAAGGACUAAUCAUUGGCUAGGCUCCUCCCUUCCCGACUUCCGUUUUGGCGUCCUUUGAGAGUACGGUCAAUUUCCCUUGCCGUUUGUUUUGACGGUUUGUCGGUUUCUUUUUUUGGUUCGUUGAUUCAUCUUGACCAGUCAUUGUUAGAUUUUGCUUUAUGUUAUUACCGACAAAGACAAAGUAGGAUGGAAUGGCCAUUUCUGGCUUAUUAGCCGUCGUCAGCCAGUCAUACCCAACCCCGAGCUGUGGGACACCCGAGGCUCGAACUCGCGACCUGUUUGUUAGAAGUCAACGCCUCUACUCACCGGGCCACGAGCCCGUUGCCCUGUCGGUUUUCGAUCGGGAAUAUACAAUGUUAGGGGGCGCUCACCGAUCGUUCAUACGGAACUCACUCGCUCCGUUGUGCCUUACGGGCUCUCUCUCUCGAGCCCAACCAGCAGCCGAACAGCGGCGCAUGAUAUUGGCAGUAUGCUUUGUCAUCUUACCUGUGUGGGGAUUGUGUGACCAAACAAAUCACUCCCACCUGGGACCCAUCAGCCAGGGACACCACGGCGCCAAAACUGCCGCUCCCGCUCUCUUGCCCCCCUAUGUCUCCGUCGUCGUUCCCUUCAUCACCACUUAGUUGCCAGGAUGCCCCGCUGAAUGCCGGGUCAAUGCCCUCACGGGUAUCUCGCUAACGUACUCGCAUAGCCCGUGCGCUGCCACGCCAGCUGCAGAUCUAUGCAGACCUCAUGAAUGAGUUACUUACCGGCAGGCCGUUUCCUUUCCAACUCUGACUACCUGAAUUGUGGUGUGGUCGCGCCAGGUCGAUUAAACGUGAUGGCAGCCUUCAAGUAAGUAGAUUCUGCUCGCCGAGAGGAACCGCCUUCACAACGCCUACCGACGACAACCAUAAUCGCGUCUGCGGGAGAUGCAGAACGUCAGGACAGCUCUAAAGGCCGAGGAGAUCCAAGGAUGUACGGAUGACAACUAAUGGAAGAACUUCUGCUCCGUGAUCAAGGCUGUCUACGGUCCCCCAACCAAAGGACCUGCUCCUCUUCUCAGCGCCGACGGAAAUACCCUACUCACGGAGAAGACACAAAUCCUACAGCGUUGGGCUGAGCACUUCAGAGGCGUCCUCAACCGUCCCUCCACCAUCUCCGACGCCGUCAUCGCCCGUCUACCUCAAGUGGAGACCAAGGUCAACCUUGACCUCCCGUCCUCUCUCCACGAAACCAUCAGGGCCAUGCAGCAGCUCUCCAGUGUGAAAGCACCCGGAUAGGACGCGACCCCUACUGAGGUCUACAAGCACGGCGCCCCCCAACUCAUGGAUCAUCUGACGGCGCUCUUCCAGGAAAUGUGGCGUCUAGGAGAGGCCUCGCAGGAUUUCAAGGACGCCACAAUCUUCAAACUCUAUAAGCGCAAAGGGAACCGCCAAAUCUGCGACAACCACCAAGGCAUUUCCCUGUUGAACAUCGCCUGAGCAACCAUCUGAAACAGAGCCUUCUGCCGGAAAGCCAGUUCGGUUUCCGUCGUCGUCGUGGAACCCCCGACAGGAUCUUCGCCGCCCUCCAACUGCAGAAGAAGUUUCAGGAGAUGUGGGCCCACUUCUCCUCUGCCUUCGACACGGUGAAUCGUGACGGACUGUGGGAAGUUAUGCAGACAUUCGAUUGUCCCGAACGAUUCCCUCAGAUGGUGCGUCAGCUCCACGAUGGCGUGAUGGUACGAUUCACGGACAAUGGAACUGUCUCAGAGGCAUUCGCAGUGACCAACGGUGAGAAACAGGGAUGCGUGCUGGCGCCUACCCUCUUCAGUCUUAUGUUCUCUACCAUGGUGAUGGACGCCUACCGUGAUGAACGCCCCGAAUCCGCAUCGCCUACAGGACGAACGGUCACCUGCUGA